Saccharomycodes ludwigii is the source of this 1506-nucleotide messenger RNA. RefSeq lists its product as uncharacterized. Gene Ontology annotation, cellular component: endoplasmic reticulum membrane. Gene Ontology annotation, biological process: unsaturated fatty acid biosynthetic process. The coding region runs from base 1 to 1506 and encodes 501 amino acids. The transcript has a single exon. The record is from RefSeq and is a predicted model, not a curated record. NCBI's taxonomy places the organism in Eukaryota, Fungi, Ascomycota, Saccharomycetes, Saccharomycodales, Saccharomycodaceae. Gene Ontology annotation, molecular function: iron ion binding; stearoyl-CoA 9-desaturase activity.
AUGUCGUCCUCUAACACUACUAUACCUGAGUUCGAUGUAACACCAUUUUUAAACAAUAAAGAAAUCUUUCCCGAUGUGCCAGUGGUUGAUAAAGAAAGAAGGCUGCGUAAGCCAUCAGCACAUGAUCCACAAAUAAUACAUAUUUUGAAAAAAAUAAAUCCAGCCAAAGCUAUUUUUAAUAUUAUCAUCCCGUUGUACUGUCUAUUCAUUUUAAUCUUUUCAAGACCCAGAUUCCCAGAUUCAACUUUAUUUUUAAUCAUCUGCAUUACAUACUACUUUUUAACCAUCUCGUGCUUUUCUAUAGGGUAUCAUCGAUACUUCACACACCAUAGUUUUCAAUGUACCGCUUUAAUCCAAUACAUUUUUGCCAUUUUUGGUGCAUCCAUUGGGAUGGGGUCCAUUUGGGAGUUUAGUGCGCAACAUUUGUUGCAUCAUAGAUUUGUAGACACAGAAAAGGACCCAUUCAAUAAAAAAUAUGGUUGGUUAUUUCAUAUGUGGGGCCAUAAUUUGUUUUAUGGAAAUAAAAAAGCAGAAAGGGCGUAUUUACAGAUGAUGAGUGAUAUUUCCAAAGUUGUUUAUAACCACAAGACGUUUAAUAAUAUAAUCCUUUGGCAACAUGAAAAUUAUGGAGCAUUGUUAUUAAUUACACUCUUUGUGAUACCUCUUAUAGUAAGUUUUAGUGUUAAGCAUGAAGUGAUUGAUAUAUGGACUAGCGUGUUCUAUUUAGGCUUAUGUAGAAUGAGCAUUAUUCAACAGCAAUGGUUAUUAGCAGAGACUUUAGGACAUCAUUUCCCCAAAAUACUAAGUAAUCAAAACUAUGAUGACACAAACUCAAGUUUGAAUAUGAGCUCACAAAAUCUUUUCCUAACGACUAUCUUUGGAAUUUUAACAUUUGGUGAGACACAGCACAAUUAUCAUCAUGAAUUUUCUUCGGAUUACAGAAAUUCCAAUAAGUGGUACGUAAUUGAUCCAAACAAGUAUAUUGUGUUUUUAUUAAACAAGUUUGGCUUAGUCUGGAAAUUAAAUAAAACUGAUCCAAAACAAGUUAAGCAGGCGGAAUUACAGCAAGAACAGCGUAUUUUGGAUAAAUGGAAGUCCAAACUCAAUUGGGGUGUUCCAAUCGAUAAGUUACCGAUCUUGACACCUCAGCAAUUUACUAAAAUGGCUAAAAGGGAAUUUCAGCUAAAUAAACGCGCUUUGGUUUGUAUUGAAGGUAUUGUACAUGACGUCACACCCUGGAUUAAUGAUCAUCCUGGUGGUCCAGCACUAUUAACUAGUGCUAUUGGGAAAGAUGCGACUUUGGCAUUUAAUGGUGCAGUUUACUCACAUUCUUCUGCUGCUAGAAAUGUGUUGGCAAAUAUGCGAAUAGCUGUUGUUAUAUCAGAAAGUCAGAAUAAUGUGGUUUGGGGUGAAUCUACUAGUAAUAAUAAGGAUGUUGAUCGUGUAAGAUUAGAACGAAAAAGACACAUAGACAGAAAAACACAUUAUGCAGCAGGUGCCGCCUGA